AAAAAAAUCACUGAAUGGUUUAGAAUAGAAUUUUUAGUUUAUGAAUUCUAAAACAAGAGCUACGAUUUCCCGGGUGCGCUGCGAGAAUAGCCCAUGCAAUACGAUCCAAGCAAGGAAUAGACUGUUUCUAUAGACUUGGAACGAUGUUUGUAUACAAUAAUAUGUCUAAUUCAUCGAAAAAAAUAGAUUGGUUUCUUUUAUUCAUAUUAAAUUAAAUUAGAAAUAGGAAAACAGCUUUGUAUGGCAUUUACCCGUCAUCCCUCUAUCCUCAAACGCAAGCCAACCUAAAAGUGGAAAAUUCAUAAACAGUAGAAUGAUUUUAACGAGUUCUAUGCAACAACUGUUUCGUAGGGAUUGUACUAGAUCCCUACAAUGGAUGAAAAAGAACUAUAUCUACACGAUUAGCUCAGCAACAAGUUUUCACAAAAAGCCGUCCGUGUUUGAAAACUCUGAACCCCUAGAUCAUCCUGACGCGGGAGAAGACUCCUUUACUAGUUUAAAAGAUGCAAAAUAUGCUUUCAAUGCCGUUUUGGACGGAGUUGGCGGCUGGACAAGUAUUGGUAUCGACCCAUCCAAGUUCUCUUGGGGACUGGUCCGAGAACUCGAAAAGGAAUUCAAGCAUUUUGAUAACGACAAAUUCCCUGAUCCUCUUUCCUUGUUGACGAAUGCGUUUUCUUCCUUGAAGAAAAGCAAUAGCGUAAAAGCCGGCUCUUCUACUGUAUGCACAACAAUUUUCGAGAAGCAAUCAGGCAAACUUCAUUCCUUAAAUCUAGGUGAUUCUGGUUUUUUGAUCCUUCGUAAAGGAGCCGUGUUCUAUGAAUCUCCUCCUCAGGUUCUUCAGUUCAAUAUGCCCUAUCAACUAGCUAUUUAUCCAUCUCCUUAUGUGUCCAAAAAUGAAAUUACUCCUUAUAUGAGUGAUCUAACCAAGCAUCAGCUUCAUAAUGGGGACUUGGUCAUUCUAGCUACCGAUGGAGUGUUUGACAAUUUGGACUCGCGAUCCGUUUUAGAGAUCGCCAACCGUGCCCUUUCAGAAACUUCUAUAGACGGAGAUUUUACGAAACGGUUGGCGGAUUCUAUUUGCGACACUGCUGUCACGAACUCCAAGAAUACAAAAUGGAUUUCUCCGUUUGCUAAAGCAGCAAGGAACUAUGGGCUUAAAUUUCGUGGCGGAAAAGUCGACGAUACUACUGUCACUUGCAUGCUCAUUCAACAGCCUUCAACUUGAUUCCUUCCCAUUGACAUUUAGACAACGGGCUCCAGCUUUUUGCUAGCUUUUAUUCCAAAUCUUCAGGACCAAAAGAAUCCGGCAACAGCUUGAACAAAAAAAUUAGUCUCAUGCACCUAAAAUUCAUAUGACAUGACAUACCUCUGCAAUCGUUUUCGUCUGAAAAGUACCAUCAGGAUGAAAGAGAUAGAUAUCGAUAUCUUUGGAAAAUUCCCGAAUUCUAAUAUUUGUUAAAUCUACUUGCUUUUGUAACAUUCUCCUUGCAGUUCACUUACGCUUGGCGACAAAUACCACAUGGGGUAACUCUUCCUUUAUCACUCAUAACACCCAACGCCAUAAAACUUUUUUUUCCCAUACUCUGUAAAUAAAUCAAUGUUAGUUGAGUUUUUUUGCCUAGUUUCUCCUUACCACCGCUUUCGUUAUUGCUACUCUUUCGGCACAAACACCAGCGCCGUAAGACGCGUUUUCAACUUUAAAGUAAGUAAAAUAAAAUAAAAUAAAUCCAUACCAUUGGCUCCGUAUACAAAUGUUUUUCCAUCAUCGCAUAGUACACAAGCUCCUACUGCAAACUUCGAAUAUGGACAAUAGGAAUAAUUCAAGCUCAACUUUACGUGCUCAAAUAGUUGUUUUACAAGUUCCUGAUUCAUAGUAUAACGAUUCCAAUCCUCUUCUUCUCUUCUUUUUUCUUUU
Messenger RNA from Schizosaccharomyces octosporus yFS286, 1915 nucleotides. RefSeq names its product serine/threonine protein phosphatase Azr1. The transcript has 3 exons. The record is from RefSeq and is a predicted model, not a curated record. Bases 314 to 1225 code for a protein of 303 amino acids. Lineage: Eukaryota; Fungi; Ascomycota; Schizosaccharomycetes; Schizosaccharomycetales; Schizosaccharomycetaceae.